Molecule: messenger RNA, 3751 nt
Organism: Lampris incognitus (smalleye Pacific opah)
Lineage: Eukaryota; Metazoa; Chordata; Actinopteri; Lampriformes; Lampridae
Gene: hpn
Product: hepsin
Exons: 13
Coding region: 502-1785 (427 amino acids)
Biological process (GO): proteolysis
Cellular component (GO): membrane
Molecular function (GO): serine-type endopeptidase activity; serine-type exopeptidase activity
Source: RefSeq, a predicted model, not a curated record
CGUGCGGAGGGCAGUCAGGUAACCGGCUAGCGGACGACACAGCGGACAACCUUGGGGGGAAAAAACAAAAACAAAACAUUUCCUUUGUUUUUAAACGUUCCCAUUAGAAGUGAACAAUACCUGUCUUUUGGCUGACUGACGUACACGGCUAAAACUGGAAAGAGGAAUUAACUUUUUUUGUUUUUGUUUUUUUUUGCGGGGGGGGGGUCUCCGCCACCUGCGAAGGUAGCAAUAACGGAUUUACUGAAAACGUAGGAUAUAUCCGUGGUGGAGCUGAGCGUAUAUUUCAGGCUGUUUUCAAAGGAAAAGGCGAUUAAACAAAACUACCGUAGUUUUUUUUUUCCGCCCAUUUUCUCACGUUUGUAUUUUGGUGUCGGCUUCACCCGCGGAGGAGACAGGAAAAAAGAAAGGAGGACGGAUAGAAGAAAAGAAGUAAGGAAAGAAGGAGAGAAAGAAGGAAAUAUUGAGCACUAACCACUUCUGCCCAUUGCCUCAUACAAAAUGUAUGCUGAAAAGACACUGACGAAAGGAAAGAUGGGAAGCAAAGGAAUCUCUUUGACCUGUGUGCUGACCCCAUGUCGUGUGCUUGGAGUGUGUGUGACGCUGAUGACCCUGGGAGCUAUUGGAGCAGCAGUCUGGGCCGUAGUUACUUACUGCACCAUGGAGGAAGACACGGGAUUGUAUGAUGUCCAGCUCAACUUUGCUGAUGAGCGUUUCCAAGUCUUUGACUCUACGCAAAGGAGGUGGCGCCAGGUUUGCUCCUCUUCAGCCAAUGAACUGCUAGCUAGCAUCAGCUGUGAGGAAAUGGGCUUUGUCAGCGUGGUGAACUACUCCGUGGCAUCGGUCGCAGAGGCCAAUAGCGACGGAGGAGAAUUCUUCUGCGUCAAACAAGAAGAGCUCAGUUAUGGCAAGAAAAUCAAAGACUCGUUGUUUCCAUGUGACUGUGAGAGCAGGGAGGUGCUCACACUGUUGUGCCAAGAUUGUGGUAGGCGUAGUCUGACCGAGGACCGUAUAGUUGGUGGUGUGGAUGCCAGGCAGGGUAGCUGGCCUUGGCAGGUCAGCUUACAGUACGAUGGGGUUCAUCAAUGUGGAGGAUCGAUCAUCUCAAAUCGCUGGAUUGUCUCCGCAGCACACUGUUUCCCUGGGCGGUACCGCGAUGUAACGAGAUGGCGAGUGCUAAUGGGUUCCGUCUAUAAUAAACUGGUCAACGCCAAAGUAGCAGAGGUGAAGACCAUUGUCUACCACAGCAGCUACCUGCCCUUCGUAGACGCCAACAUCGAUGACAACAGCAGAGACAUCGCCGUAUUGGCCCUCUCUCAACCUCUCCUUUUCACCGAAUACAUCCAGCCUGUUUGCCUGCCAGCAUAUGGUCAGAGACUAAUAGAUGGACAGAUGGGAACAAUAACAGGCUGGGGAAAUGUGGGCUACUACGGUCAUUUGGCAGAUGUUCUCCAGGAAGCAACUGUCCCCAUCAUCAGUGAUGCUGUCUGCAACGCCCCCGAUUACUAUGACAACCAGAUAACCACCAGUAUGUUCUGUGCUGGCUUUGAGAAGGGAGGCAUAGAUGCUUGCCAGGGAGACAGCGGCGGCCCCUUUGUGGCAGAGGACUGCCUCUCAAAGACCAGCCGGUAUCGUCUGUUGGGCGUGGUCAGCUGGGGGACAGGAUGUGCAAUGGCAAAGAAACCUGGCGUCUACACCAGAGUGUCCCGCUUCCUCCCCUGGAUAUCUACCGCCAUGCGGAACUAUCACAACUCACAGGGGGUUCACAAGAUGGCUCGAACAUGAGAGGAAGAGAUUUCUACGUCUGUUUUUUUAAUAUUUCUACUCAUGGAGGACUAACCAACAGUGUGAAGGGACUCGGCAGCAGUCUGCAGACGGUUGAUUUGAUGGGGGAUGAAAGAGGAGCGCAUCCCCUUUCACAUCGCUGUUCCAUGUUUCCCUCGCUACCCACAGAUUCAUAUGAGGAGGUGUGAAAGAAAAACGCGAUUUACCCUGCUAACCAUCAACCUUGUUAAAUUUAUGGAAAUUCACCUAUUGUCCCAUGCUGUCCUCAACUGUUGAGCGGCACAGCGCUCUGAAGAGUCAAAAGUCUUAAAGCUUGUGCAACGUACUAUUCAAUGAGAAUUAUACUAGGAUUUUGAUGAUACAUAACAGUAAGGUGCCAAAGAAAAGGAACUUAUAUUUGCAUCUAUUGAGUUUCUUUAAGCAUGGUGAUGCUGCGAUACGUAAAGGGACAUUUUUUUUUUGGGGGGGGGAGAUAUUUUCCAGCUGCAAACUACUUAGCAGAUAAAACAGAUGUGCCCUUUCUUAUUUAUAUCUGUAUCUGUGUAAUCAGAACAAUUACUUGCUUGCACAUUUUUCUUUGGACAAAUCCUGCAGUUGUUGUGGCAGGAAUACAGCAAAUGGACAUAUUACAGAGUGAGUUUUUACUUAAUUCCCACCAAGACUGAUAUACUAAAUAAGAGUAUAUAAAAAAAAGCACACACUAAAACCCUCUCAAAUAAAUUAACCUUCAAGGAAAUGGAAGCUACAGUGUUGAUGGGAUAAAUGUGGGACACAGACAAAUUACUUUUAAUGAUAAAAGUAUUUUCCUGACAUUUCCAAAAAAACUUAAGAGAAAAGAUUUUCUAGUACUACCAAUUAAAAAUCCAAAACAUUUCCACACGAAUAAUAUGGUGCAGUAUGCAUUUAAUGCAUACGGUUGUAAACUAUUUUUUGGAUAUGAAGUUCUAUUGCCAUGAAGUCGUGCAAAUACUAAAUUUCAUUUUUAAUUCUGUCAACCUUACACAAUGAUUUUCAUAUUACUCUCAAUCACGGGGUGACAUGAAUACUUUGGCAUUCUCUCAGACUUACCAGUGACUUUAAGAGAAAGAAAAACGCCAAACUAUACAAUGCACAAACUCGCCAUUUGCAUGUUCUUUUUGCAUGUGAUGCACAACAGGAAGUGAAUGUUGCUAAACAGACUUCAGAGGUGGAUGGAUUGAAAGGAUAAGAUGUCAGUGUAUAAAAACCAAAUAUGGUUGAUAGCUUUGAUAACAUCCCCUGGUGAGUUUCACUUUAACAUUAAGGAUAAUUCUGUAAGGGUACACUACAUUUCAAUGUUUCGUAUGUAAGCAGUAGGCUACCGUAGACGUUACCGCUACUGCUGAAUACUGAUAAAUGGUCUGUCUUCAAAGGUGUCUAUGGCUUGAUUGUUUGACCAGCGAACUGAUAUUUUUGCUAACAGUUUCGACAUGCAGUGAGAUCAAGCAAGAAAACACCUCCUUGCCGUGUGUUGAGGAUGAGCUGGCGAAGUUAAGACUCAUUUAAAUCAGUAUUUGUUAUGUUUUGUAAAUAUUGGACGCUGUCAUUUUGUUUAUGUAGAUGUUUAUGUUGGAGGUGUGACGGAUCUUUUAAUGAUCCACGAGUAAUGAUGCGGAAGGGCGCAACGACGACCAAAAUCACCUUCUUAUUGAAUCUAAUUUUCACUACGUCACAAGUCAGAAAGAAUCCCACUGUGUUUUUUUGCUGGAUUUUUUAUAUAUAUAUAUAUAUAUAUAUAUAUAUAUAUUUCUGGUUUGUUCUUUCCUUACAGUGAGUGGCAUGAAAUACCCCAUACCCCCUUAAAAAAUAAUGAAUGUAUGUACAUUUCUAUCAGUUAUGAUAUUUACGAGAUGAAACAUUGUCACCGAUUACACCGCUAUUCACUGUAAAGUGUAAAUUGUUGUAUUGAACACUGUAUUGAAAUAAAGCCUUAAUUUAAUGGGUUUUG